CAUAGAGUGGAAAUUGUAACGGAAAUGCAUAUAAAUACUCAUGCUUGGUGAAUGGUUAUCAAAGCUUUCCAGUAAAUCGAAAAACAAGUUUAGCUAUGAAACUCUAUCUGCUAACAAUUUUUGCCGUGUUGGUCCUUUUGGUCCUUCCACCGGCCGCAAAUGCGCAAGGGGAGAGUACCAGCGAGGAACCACCACCGUCAAAUUCUACAAGACCUCCAUGUCCUCCUGGUCCUCCAGGCCCUCCAGGUCCUCCAGGCCCUCUAGGUCCUCUAGGCCCUCCAAAUACUACACGUCCUGGACCAGGACCAUUCAGACCUGGACCCUUCCAACCAUUUUUCCCCAUAAGACGUUUUCCUUUUCCUCCAUUCAACAUAACUGGAAAUUUCAGUGGCCGUCCCUUCUUUCCAUUCUAGUUCUUAUGCCCAACAGCUAGACCAUCCAGAUUUGCUGAAAAUGAAAAUGAAGCACAAAUACCAAUAUCUCGCAGCUCCUUGUUCCCACUUUCUUCUGUUGACUCUGAUGACGAUGCUAGCCCACGUGUGCAGGAUGGAGAUGUCAAAGCGCCACUUGUAAGAGAGUCACGUGGUGCUUUCUUUUGAUCCUUAAGUCAACUAGAAGCCAUAUUCCACUUUAUUUAAUAGUUUAUUGUAAUUGGUUUAUUUUUUUUUUUCGUAAAAAUAUUAUGAAUAUUAUUGAUAAUCAGAAAGAGCAAAUAAAAUAAAUGUAAUAAGCAUAAAAUAUA
Molecule: messenger RNA, 742 nt
Organism: Bactrocera dorsalis (oriental fruit fly)
Lineage: Eukaryota; Metazoa; Arthropoda; Insecta; Diptera; Tephritidae
Exons: 5
Coding region: 96-413 (105 amino acids)
Source: RefSeq, a predicted model, not a curated record